AGUGGGAAGAAUACGCCUUACAUCGGAGGUCAGUGAGAAGAAUGCUCCUUACAUUGGUGAUCAGUGGGAAGAAUGCUCCUUAUAUUGGUGGUCAGUGGGAAGAAUGUCCCUUACAUUGGUGAUCAGUGGGAAGAAUGUCCCUUACAUUGGAGGGCAGUGGGAAGAAUUCCCCUUAUAUUGGUGGUGAGUGGAAAUUAUGCUCCUUACAUAGGUGGUCAAUGGGGAGAAAGCCUCUUACAUUGGUGGUCAGUGGGAAAAAUGCCCCUUACAUUGGUGGUCAGUGGGAAAAAAUGCCCCUUACAUUGGCAGUUAGUGGGUAGAAUGCCUCUUACAUUGGUGGUCAGUGGGAAGAAUGCCCCUUACAUCGGCAGUCAGUGGGUAGAAUGUCUCUUACAUUGGUAGUGAGUGGGAAGAAUGCCUCUUACAUUGGCGGUCAGUGGGAAAAAUGCUUCUUACAUUGGUGGUCAAUGGGAAAAAUGCUUCUUACAUUGGUGGUCAGUGGGGAAAAAUGCCCCUAACAUUGGUGAAUGGGAAUAAUGCUCCUUACAUUGGUGAUCAAUGGGAAGAAUGUUCCUAACAUUAGUAGUCAGUGUGAAAAUGCUCCUUUGGUGAUCAAUAAGAUAAAUGAUCCUUACAUUGCUGA
This is a messenger RNA of Staurois parvus, 643 nucleotides long. Lineage: Eukaryota; Metazoa; Chordata; Amphibia; Anura; Ranidae. The record is from the annotation of a GenBank genome assembly.